AUGGCCCAGAAGGAUGACUUAACCAACGGCCUCGGCUUCAUGUAUCGCCAAGCCGACCGCAUCAUGAGCCCGGAAACGCGCGACGAAGUAUACCAGAGAAGUAGCAGUUUUGCGCGUGAUCGACCAUUCUCUUUUUCGCUCCUCCUCAUCGGCCUCGCUGUGCUCCUCGCACCGGUUCUCGCAGCCGCGACCCUGGGCCUUUUCGCCGCAGCCUGCUUCUGGUCGCUCUUGGCCUGCCUUGCGAUCAUAUUCAUGAGCCCAACGCUACUCCUGAUAGCGACUAUUGCCGCGUCGAUAUGGCUGACCCGCACCGCCGUGCAAUGGUCCACUGGCCUGUUUGCAAAGGUGCCUGUUGGCUCGGGAAACGAAGGUAAUCAAGUGCUCAUGAAACCGGAAGCUGAGGCGAAUGGAAACGAAGCUCAUGCAAAAUUGGAGGUGAACUUGGUGAAAGUUGGGGAAACAAGGGACGCGUAG
Molecule: messenger RNA, 474 nt
Organism: Diaporthe amygdali
Lineage: Eukaryota; Fungi; Ascomycota; Sordariomycetes; Diaporthales; Diaporthaceae
Exons: 2
Coding region: 1-474 (157 amino acids)
Source: RefSeq, a predicted model, not a curated record